Messenger RNA from Parnassius mnemosyne (clouded apollo), 408 nucleotides. Lineage: Eukaryota; Metazoa; Arthropoda; Insecta; Lepidoptera; Papilionidae. The record is from the annotation of a GenBank genome assembly.
AUGACUUUUGGACGGAGUCCCACGCUUAAUUGGAACACUUACCUUGGGAGUAAUGGGAAUUAUAUAUUUAGAACUAUGACAGAAAACAGGAAGAGAUCUCGUGAAGAAGACACAUGCGAAUUCAUGCCACUCUCUAAGAGAAUAAAUAACUUGCACAUAAAUAACAACCUUUCCAAUCAAACACUUAGUCGCUCUGCAGAACUCAGUCACGUUAAUGGGAUAAGCAACAGUGCUAAUAACGAAACACCGAUGAUUUCAGCUACAAACCAUCUACAGAAUCCCGAAAGAAGGCCUAGUUAUGACCCUGGAGUUACAUCAUCUCAGAGUAGAUAUUUUUAUGAAAAUAAGCUAUUAUUUGAAUUGCAUUUAGAAAGAAUACAGCGAUCGGGACAACAGUUUCCUUUUUGA